CACUGGAUGAACAGCUCAUGUUCAGUAUUUAACAUUCCUUCUUUCACAUCUUGAAAUACUGCAGCAGCUGCCUGUUGGUGAAAAUUAAUGAAAGUCUUCUAAAUCACGGAGCAGUAGGAAUCUCAACAUGGGAAAGUUACUUCUCAAGGAUAAAGUCAUUUAUUUUAUUGUUUGGGCUCUGAUGUGGACGUACAGCUCUGCAGAGAGAGAGUACUUCUACCAGUCGAGGACUCUCACCUGGGAAGACGCCAGGAGCUACUGCCAGGUCUGUUUCAAAGACCUGAUGACCAUGACUCCUGAAAACAUCCAAACCUUUGCCGGGAAACUCUCAUCUGACUCCUGGAUCGGCCUCCGAAAGAACUUCUACUCCACCACCAACACCACCACCAAUGCCACCGACAACUACACCAUCAAUGCCACCGACAACUACACCAUCAAUGCCACCGACAACUACACCAUCAAUGCCACCGACAACUACACCAUCAAUGCCACCAGCAACACCAGUCUACCCUGGUCCCGCUGGGCUAAUGGGGACCCCCUGUCCUUCCAGAACUGGUACCCUGGUUGGCCCAAGUUCAAAUCCCCCUUCCCAAAAAGAGACUGCUGCAGCUGCUCCUGCACGUGCCCAGCGACAACAACAACCCCAAGAUGGACUACCCCGAGUGUGGCAACCACAAGAGCACCAACCGCCGCCCCUUUCACUGACUUCACUGACCAAAAUGUGACGAGCUUCAGUGGACAAGAAGACACAGAAAAUACGACCGGUAUCACUGACCAAAAUGUGACAGAUAUUUCUGGGUUCGGGGAAUUCAACACCGAAAAUGCCACAUCAUUUACUUUAUUUGAAUCCUCAGAAAACACAAGUUCCAGUGACACCAUACACGUCUCAACCCAAAGCCCCCCGUUGUUCAACACAACUCCUCCCGUAGCGACCUCAAUGCUUCCGCUAGAAGCAGAGUGUGCGAAGUCACCCAUGCUGACGCCGGAUGUCCCAGACAUUGAGGAGAACUUCAUCGAGGACUCUUGUGUGGCCAUGCUCAGCUUCGGGGCCUGGGUAGAAAAGCACUGCUUCGAGCUUCUGACUUUUAUCUGUUACGAAGAUCGCUUUUUUGGCCAAGCCAACGUGACCAAUGUAACCACCAGCAGCGCCAUCCUCACGUGGCUGCCAGCGCCCGGUGACAUCAGCCAUUACCGCGUGGAGGUCAAAGGUCAAGCAAAGCCAGUGGGGAUACUUAAUAAUCUGAACUAUGACCUUUUGAAGCUGACAGCAGGAACCUACUACUCAGUGCAGGUGUUUGCCGUUAAGUGUCACCGAGACCUCAGCCCACAGGAGGUGGCCUUCUACACCACACCAAACAAAGUCGAAAACCUGAAUGCUUCCAACGUGACGGAGACAUCCAUCUCCCUGAGCUGGGACAAACCAGAUGGAAACGUGGAUAUCUAUUUGAUAAAUUAUCAGAAUAAGCAGGAUGAAAGUAAAACAGAGGGCAUAGGGGUCUAUGGUUUGAUACCUGGACAUCUUUACACAUUCACUGUCUUCUCAGGGGUCAGCGACAGGUCCACACAGAGCGAAGAAUCCAUGAUCACGAAAUACACCAAGCCCGGGAAGGUGUCCGAUCUGAAGGUGUCUGAGAACACAAACACCUCACUGCUGCUAACCUGGAGUCCACCCGAGGGAAAGACCUCAGGUUACUCUGUGACUGUGAAACACAAUGAUAGUUCACUAGUUACUAAAGAGGUGAAUGAGACGGAGAUGAGAGAGACGGGGCUGCCGAUGGGCACCAAGAUCACUUUCAGUGUGAGAGCUUUGACUAAUGGCUCUCUGGAGGGAGAUGAAGUGACCAUCUCCGACUACACUGCUCCAGGACAGAUUUCAAACCUGAUGUUGACCCCCCUUGAUCACUCCAUCUCUGCCACCUGGAGCCCUCCGGAGGGUAAUUAUUCAUCUUUCGGCGUCAAGCUCCAGCUCGAUGGCAUGUUUGUUGAAAACGAAACCAGCCUAAAACCAUGUCGGGAGUUUGUGAACCUGAAGAGCACUGCCACUUACAUAGUGAUCGUCAGCGCUGUUAGUGGACAUCUCAGCAGCCUGCCGGUGAUGAGAUCCGUAUCCACCACUCCGGCGGCCCCUAAAGAUCUGACAGUGACUAAGUCCUACAAAAACAAAAUCACGUUCCAAUGGAAGUCUCCCAACAACACAGCAUCGGUCAUGUACAAUGUAAAAAUCAGCUCCAGCUUUUGGAAACACAGUAUCUCCAAAAUGAUCAAAGACCAAACCAACUACACCUUUAAUGACUUGAAUUCUGGGACGAGAUACGAGAUCGAAGUGCAAACAUGUGCCGGUGGGAAAUCAAGUAACCCAGUGACUGUGUCACAUUUCACAGAGGCAGAAACCAGGGAGAUCAGUCUAUCCAUGAUGUGCUCGUCAGCAGAAGCUCUGCUCUGUGAGAAAAACUACACGAGGGAAAGGGUUUUAGAGCAGUUGGAGGCCCAUUUCGAGAAAGAGUUGGGGGACGGUGUUUUCUGGGAAUUGGUGAAGCAGGAAACUUAAAAAAAGAAUGAAGGAAAUAAUUGUGUAAAAGCAUUUGAAUGAUUCUGUUGUUCAAGAAGUCAAAUAUUAAGUAUCGAGUGAAAAACUUUGUUGCAGUUAAUCUGAAUUGUUAGACAAAAUCAAGAAAUAACUUUUUACUGAGUAAGCAAAAGGAAAACAAGUGAAUAAGUGUGUAUUUCAAUUAGUAUUUUAGUUGUCAGGUUCAAAUGUUGGCUUCCCUAUGUUAGUGUGAUACAGGGGCGUGUCCAGACUUAUGACGGGGGGGGGGGGGGGGGGGGGGGGCAACUGGGACGCUGAGUUCUGCAGGGGUGGCACACAAAAUGUGCACAAAGUCACACAAAUAAAUAUCAAUGAUUUACCCUUUUUCUCUGCACUAAUCAGAUCUCCUUCAUAACACAAGAUAACUGAAACAUUCGCUUAAUUUUUUAAUGACACAAAUUACAAAUAGCACUUCAUUCAAAGUUUUGAUUUACUUUUUAUUUCAAGUACAGAUAAAGGAAAAUAUGCUACAUUUAUAUUUAAAGAAACUACUAUCAGUCUUUGGAAAAAAACAACAACCUAGUUGUUGGCUUUAUCAUAAGUCCCGCCUCUGUGAAGUCCCAAUCACAGUUUAGGAUUUUUGGGGUGGCACCCGGGUUGGCCAAUCAGAUUUCUAGGGGGUCCAUGCCACCCCUGGCCCCCCCUCUGGACACACCCCUUGUGUGAUGUUUUAAUCGAAUAAGAUGAAUAUCUGAAGUAAUUAUCUCACAUUAUUUUGUAUGUAAAAUAAUAAAAACAUUAACAUUUUUCACAAACUCAAAAAAGUUUUCCAGCUGACUUCAAAUCCCAUGACUUCAUUUUGAUAAUUAUACAAAUAGCAAUGUUUGUGUUUUAGAGUGUUUUCCUAGUUCUCUGAAAAAGACAAUACCAACUAUCAGCUAAAGAAAAUUAAAGAAGUAAACAGUCUUAACCUUCGUUAGCAUUGUCGUUCCUUAUCCACAUCACAGUUUCAGUAAAUGUACAAAUCUGCAUUUUUUUAUCUACAAAAAAUACAACUUUUUAUUGAAUAGCAUUACCUUAUCUUUAGAUUCACAGGUAUAGAUGAAUAUAAAAUAUAAAUAUACUGUAUAAAAAAAUGAUAUUCUGUAAGUAAUCAGAUCCAUCAGGUCAGCAGAAAAACAGAAGUGUUCAAAUAUACGUUGAAGUUUCAGUUCAGUUUCGGUGCAAAUAUCUGUACAUAUAACACCUCGAGGGGCUGACUUUGGGGUUGGUGUAAGUAAUAACCAUCCUGCCAACUUCCUCUGUUACACUUGAGGCCCUAUUUUAGGCUCCCAGGUUACAGAGAGCAGCUUUCAAAAGAGGCACAAGGUCACAUUUUAUGAACAUUAGUGAGCAGGCUGGUGGGAACAUUUGGGUAAAAGGACAAAGACCUCUAACAGCUGAAUGGAUCAGAGACACGAGGAGGACGAUGCAGAGAGGGAAACACCUGCAGGUUAGUAAAAAAGAUCCUCUUCCACCAAACCUACCGUCAAAAUGAUUACAUAUAAAGCUUAUCAGUGUUACAUACAUAUACUCCUGACCUUGUCCUUACUUUGUGUACCGCCCAAAAUCCUCACCUGAUGUUGCCGUUUCCAGGGAACAAUGACAGCGACAGUUAUUGUCUGGUUGCAAAGUCCUUGUUAACUUUUUUUUCCUUUUCUCUCUGAAAGUGGCAGUUAUCUUAACGAGGGUCAAAAGGUGGAUGUCCUUUAAGACCCGGGUUAACACCUUCUCAGAUCUCAUCUGAGAUCAUUUCAGAUGUUUAUGUUUUAAAAACCCAAAAGAUGUUUGAAUAAAGUCGAUUGAAGUGAAUAUUUCCUCACAAAGGGUCCCAAUGAUUCAGUGAAUGAUUACAUUUUCUGAUUCAACAGAAGCAGGAUGCUGUCAAAAAUGUAAGAUGACUGCGUGUGUGGCUGUUGUUAUAGCAACUACAAUCCUUGUCAUGGGGCUGCUUUGGUGUUUGAUAUUCUUUGGUGAGUAUUAAUAUUAGAUCAUACACUUGACAUUUGUAAAUGAAGUUAGAAAAAUAUUGAAUCCAGGCUUAUCCCAAAAAUAAUUUUCCUAAAUUCAUUUCUAAUCCUUGUCACCCAGGAAAAACAAGAAUGAAAUCUUAACUACAGUAAAAGCAACAAUACCACAGUUUACAUAAACUCUGUCAGUACUCUACCAAAGUAGUAAGAGGACAUCAACAAGUGUUUAAAGCUCCCGUUAAGAACUUUAAGUUUCUGUUGAUUUUGGCACCCCCUUGUGGACAAAAAGUUCAUUUAACUCUGCUGAUUUUCCUUGUACCUCGCGGCAGCAGUUUCAGGCACUUUAAUAACUAUAUAGAAAUAUAAUCAGUGUCAUUGCAGCUCAUAUAGAGGCAUCAGUAUUUAUUUCAGUCUGUCUCAUGACCAGCUACA
Messenger RNA from Labrus mixtus (cuckoo wrasse), 4968 nucleotides. Its product is annotated as receptor-type tyrosine-protein phosphatase eta. NCBI's taxonomy places the organism in Eukaryota, Metazoa, Chordata, Actinopteri, Labriformes, Labridae. Gene Ontology annotation, molecular function: protein binding. Bases 128 to 2548 code for a protein of 806 amino acids. The transcript has 11 exons. The record is from RefSeq and is a predicted model, not a curated record.